AUGGUCAGCCAGCUGCGCAGCGGGCAACCGGUUGAGGAUGGUAAGGCCCUGUAUCGCCGUGCCUGUCAGCUGGUGAAACAGGCGCGUGAAGAGCUGGCCGAAGCAGGAUUCAGUCAGGAAAACAGUGACACCAUGUUGUAUGCCUUCUGUGCCCUGCUGGACGAGAGUGUGCUGAACCGCGAAAAAACAGAUGAUGGCUGGCACACCUGGCAGCAGGACCCGCUGCAGGCUCAUUUUUUUGGUACGCUCAAUGCCGGUGAAGAGUUCUGGGAGCGUAUUCGUGAGCAACUGAAAUUACCAGCGCCGGAUGUGGCGGUACUGACAUGCCUCUGCCGUACGCUUCAGCUCGGUUUUACCGGUCAGUACCGGUCGCAGGAUGAUGAGCGUCGCGAAGAUGUAAUACGCGCACUGACAGCGCGUGUUCCUGCAUUUACUUUCGCACAGGAUGCGCCGGUGGUGGUGCGUGCACCGGGUUACCGUGCUGGCAGAACGAUGUACUGGUUGUCAUGGGUGGCGGGUAUUGUGACGCUGGCUGGUCUCUGGUGUGUGCUUUCUUCUGUGCUUGCAGACCAGGUGGCACGGCUUACCGGGCAGGGAUAA
This is a messenger RNA of Cooperia oncophora, 600 nucleotides long. Lineage: Eukaryota; Metazoa; Nematoda; Chromadorea; Rhabditida; Trichostrongylidae. The record is from the annotation of a GenBank genome assembly.